GGUUCGACGGCGUCCUAAGAAGGACCCCCCCUCCACCCCAUCGCCACUUCCCGGAACCACUCUGCCCAGGCGGACCCCGGGUGGGGGCCGAGGGCGCCCCCGGCGGCAGGGGUAUGCGCGGUCCGCGGCAUGGCCUCGGCGGUGUUUGAGGGCACGUCGCUCGUGAACAUGUUCGUGCGCGGCUGCUGGGUGAACGGGAUCCGCCGGCUCAUCGUCAGCCGGCGCGGCGACGAAGAGGAGUUCUUCGAGAUCCGCACCGAGUGGUCGGACCGCAGCGUGCUCUACUUGCACCGCAGCUUCGCAGACUUGGGUCGCCUGUGCAAGCGCCUCCGCGACGCCUUCCCCGAGGACCGGCCCGAGCUGGCGCGCGCGCCGCUGCGGCAAGGACUGCUUGCCAUCAAGGAAGCACAAGACAUAGAGACCAGGCUCAACGAGGUUGAGAAACUGCUCGAGACAGUCAUCAGCAUGCCAUGUAAGUAUUCUAGGUCAGAGGUUGUACUCACCUUCUUUGAAAGAUCGCCUCUGGAUCAGGUGUUAAAAAAUGAUAAUGUCCAUAAAAUUCAACCCAGCUUUCAAAGUCCUGUCAAAAUAUCAGAAAUCAUGAGGUCCAAUGGAUUUUGUUUGGCAAACACAGAGACAAUAGUCAUUGACCACAGCAUACCCAACGGGAAGGACCAGCUCCUGGACGCAGACUCCACAGAGCAUCUGUUUGAGAACGGCGGCGAGUUCACCACAGAGCUGGAGGAUGGCGAUGACCCGGCUGCUUAUGUCACCAACUUGUCCUAUUACCACCUGGUUCCAUUUGAGACAGACAUUUUGGACUGAGCCUCUCCACUGGGCCAUCUCUGCCUCAAUCCUUGACUGCAUGUCCUCAUGCUGUCCACUGUGUGGCCCCAAGGGCCAAAGCUGCUGCUCAGCCUGGGCCUCCCAGGGUCCUGAAGUUCACCAGGCCUGGAUGUCCUGAAAGUGGAGGCACAGGGGGCUUUUGAUGUCCACAGGCUAUCCCUAGGCUGAUUCCAGCGACAGGAGACCACAUAUCCUGUAGCUCUGAGAGGCCUUCUACCUGCCCUCAGCCCGCCAGCUUGCCUCUUCUCCUGGGACACACUGUUCCUGCAGGUCUUGUUCUCAUUGCCUACUUGAGGGGAGCAUUCCACUUGGUCACAUGGUUCUGACUUCCCACGUUUCUCUCAUGUGUCAAAAGGCACAAAGCAUUUCAAAAGGAUUUUUGAUAAGUCACCAAGAUCUGGACCACAAGGGCAGGGGAUAUUAAGUGACUCAGGGCUUCCCUGAGAUGUGUGGCUUUUGUUUGUUUGCUUCACAUCUCCUCCCUGGAAACGGGGUUUGGGGUCAUCUGGAAGGAGUGUUCGCAAAGGGUCAACCCUGAAGGGGAGGGGGCACCGGCUUCAGGGAGGGGGGAGCAUGCACUGUAAAGUGCAUAUGAACCCAGCGUAAAGUUUUCCUCCAGAGAAGAGUUCCCUCUCUGCCAGCACCCGAGUUCUUCUGCCAGGCUAUGAUACUGUUACCACCACCGAGGGUGCUUGAAGUUCCUCCCCUGGUGCAUUCAGAGGCAUAAUUGCCCUAAUGAAUCAGGAAGGAUGGGAUGGGAGGAAGGGAAGCUUACAGCUUGGACCACAGGAAGGUCUGGGUCCUGCGAGCUCGCCUCCUCACUGUGUCUACUAACGACCAGCAUUUGCUAAUGUAAAUAAUAGUAAAUUAUUGAAAAUUCUAAUUCUUUUACACAGUCUGUUUUUAAUCUAUUUUAAUUAA
This is a messenger RNA of Microtus ochrogaster (prairie vole), 1767 nucleotides long. It is a transcript of the gene Pxdc1, whose product is annotated as PX domain containing 1. The record is from RefSeq and is a predicted model, not a curated record. Gene Ontology annotation, molecular function: phosphatidylinositol binding. Lineage: Eukaryota; Metazoa; Chordata; Mammalia; Rodentia; Cricetidae.